Molecule: messenger RNA, 4205 nt
Organism: Salvelinus fontinalis (brook trout)
Lineage: Eukaryota; Metazoa; Chordata; Actinopteri; Salmoniformes; Salmonidae
Product: protein CDV3 homolog
Exons: 5
Coding region: 244-951 (235 amino acids)
Cellular component (GO): cytoplasm
Source: RefSeq, a predicted model, not a curated record
UUGGAGAGUAUUGACUGCAAAUCCGGUUCGCCUGUCAAAUAGCAGCGAGCGAGUCGCACACCCCUAUAAUAUUGUGGCACAUUGAAAGACAGGCAGUCAGACAGUAGGUACAUUUUCUUGCUCACGAUAGAAGGGGAGUUGUUUGAUUGCUCUGCUCGAAUAGGAAUUUAAACCCUCCCUAUCAACUGAUUUAAAGAGACGUUUUGACAUUUGUCAUUGCAUAGCAUUAAUUUCUGAAAGAAAAUGGCGGAUGUAGAGACUGGUGGUGCUGCACCGGAGAAGAGCCUGGAUGAUUUCUUUGCCAAGAGGGAUAAAAAAAAGAAGAAAGAAAAGGGAGGCAAGGGAAAGGAAGUCCCAUCUGGGCCCACACCAAUUGUAUUGAAAAAGAACAAGAAAGAAAAGGAGAAGUUCGGCACGAAAAAUGAAAAUCAAGAUGCGCAGCCGGAGAAGGACGACGAGGAGUGGAAGGAGUUUGAGGCAAAGGAGGUGGACUACAGUGGACUCAGACUGCAGGCUCUGCAGAUAAGUGAUGAGAAGGAGGAAGAUGAGUAUGAGGAGGAGGUCGGUGAGGAUGGAGAGAUAAUCCUGGUCAGUGGAGACAAAAUGUCUGGACCCUGGAACAAAUCUGGUGCCCCGCCCCCAGCCGCUGCCCCUGUUGAGGUGGAAGAGGUGCCUGAGUCCAAGCCUUCUGGGGUGUACCGCCCCCCAGGGGCCCGACUGACUACCACAAAGCGUGGCCACAACCAGGGGCCCCCUGAGAUCUUCAGCGACACACAGUUCCCCUCACUCAUGGCCGGCUCCAAACAUGUGGAGACACGCAGGGACAGAGAGCUGGAGAAGACCUUUGAGGUGGUGAAGCACAAAAACCGUGGCCGAGAGGAGGGCGGCAGUGGCGCUUCCCUGCAGCAGUUGGAGCUUGGUAAUCAGUACGCCAUCCUGGGGGACAAGUAGUGCCCUGCACAGCCAGCGUGGUCUUACCCAGCUGCCAGAGGGAGCUGAACUACAGCUGUGUACCUAACUACAGUGCAGUCCUGACAACAAACACUGGUGUUGCUGCCACCACCACACUGGACCUUCUCUCCUUCUUACACACCACAGUACAAAAAUACAGUAUACAUACAAACACCUCACACAGUCAACCAUAUACACUGACACACACUUUACAUCUACACAGACACUCCCACUAUGUCAAUACAUUCACGUGUAUAUACAGUACUUACACAAAGCACCUGGUUGGCAAAACUGAAGGACUACAUCCAAAAAGGGCUGUGGCAACGGGGAUCAACUGAAACAAAUGUCAAAUCUAUAUGAUACACCCAUAUGACACUGCAGCAGCAACAACAACAGCAAAGGCAACUUUAGGUUGUCUUUUGUGGAUUGUAGUCAGAGUAGUAGUUGUAUGGUACAACUUCUCUCUGGACUUCAACUUUCUUUGAUAAAGCCACAGAGGAUCAAAGAAGACACAAAAUUGGGCAAGAUGAAUUUAUGGACUGUUGAGAAUGGAUAUAUUUUUUGUGAGAUCGUUAUAACCUGAACUGCACAUGGUUUGUAAUUGUUGGGGUGAGUUAUGGUUUGGGCACACGAGCGGAGACUCGGUCGCGUGACUGGUGACCAUGUUGAGCGGGGACUUUGCUCUUAUUGGUGGUAAGUGGGGCAAACACCAGCCCUGCAGAAGAGAGAACCACCUUAAACUUUGUUUUCCUCAAAAAAGGGACUCCUACAAAGAUCUGUGAACACUGGAGAGAAGUUAUGGUCCUCAUUCAGAAUGACUAUUUAAAAGUGGCCUUAGUGUAAAGAGAGAAACUGCCUCGUCCUCUGGAGAGAAACUUGCUGGUUGUCUCAUGGGCUGUUGCCUGCCUCCUGGAUCGCACCACUUAAAAGGAAACCAACCUCCCAAGUUAAAUGUAGUGCUAAGUUGUAGUUUGUCAGAUUACACCGACUGUCCUUCAUAUCUACUGUUAGACUUGCUCACCCUUUUUUUGAUUAUUAACAUUGGCAAACCAUUAUUUAAGCUCUUUUCUAAUCUGAAGUCAUUACUUUGGUAGAUGACUUUUUUUAAAGCAUUCUGAGGAUUAGUUUGAGUUUUUUUGUUAUGUUUUACUUGGAGGGCUGUUUCUUCACCAUAGUGUUUAUGUACUUACACCAUUGUGUAUAGGUGGGACAGAGGGGAAGUAGACUGACAUUGUUACAGGUGCAAAGACAUUGGCUACAGCGUCCCAAAAAUGACCCUUCUGUACUCAAUGCCUGUAAUUGACCUUAGUAAGUAUGGCUUGUCAUACUGCUGUCCAUUUUUGAUUACUUAUUUCAUUUGGAGAGAGUUCAGAUCCUUUGACUUUAUCCACAUUUUGAUACGUUACAGCCAUAUUCUAAAAUGGAUUAAAUAUUCUCAUCAGUCUACACACAAUGCCCCAUAAUGGCAAAGCGAAAACGUGUUUUUAGAAAUUGUAGUAAAUGUAUUUACAUAAAUAUUCAGACCCUUUGCUAUGAGAUUUGAAAUUGAGCUUAGGUGCAUCCUGUUUCUAUUGAUCAUCCUUGAGAUGUUUCUACAACUUGAUUGGAGUCCACCUGUAGUAAAUUCACUUGAUUGGACAGGAUUUGGAAAGGUGCACACACCUGUCUAUAUAAGGUCCCACAGUUGACAGUGCAUGUCAGAGUAAAAACCAAGCCAAGGAGGUUGAAGAAAUUGUCUGUGGAGCUCCGAGACAGGAUUGUGUCGAAGGGUACCAAAACAUUUCUGCACCACUGACUGUACAAGAACACAGUGGCCUCCAUCAUUCUUAAAAGGAAGAAGUUUGGAACCACCAAGACUCUUCUUAGAGCUGGCCGUUCAGCCAAACUGAAAAAUUGGGGGAGAAGGUCAGGGAGGUAACCAAGAACCCGAUGGUCACUGAUAGAGCUUCAGAGUUCAUCUGUGGAGAUGGGAGAACCUUCCAGAAGGACAACCAUCUCUGCAGCCCUCCACCAAUCAGGCCUUUAUGGUAGAGUGGUCAGACGGAAGCCACUCCUCAGUAAAAUGAUGUUUUUCAGCGGUGGGGACUGGGAGACUAGUCAGGAUCGAGCGAAAGAUGAAUGGAGCAAAGUAUAGAGAGAUCCUUGAUGAACACCUACUCCAGAGCACUCAGACUGGAGCGAAGGUUCACCUUCCAACAGGACAACGACUCAAAGCACACAGCCAAGACAAUACAGGAGUGGCUUCGGGACAAGUCUCUGAAUGUCCUUGAGUGGCCCAGUCAGAGCCCGGACUUGAACCCCAUCGAAUGUCUCUGGGGAGACCUGAAAAUAGCUGUGCAGCGACGCUCACCAUCCAACCUGACAGAGCUUGAGAGGAUCUGCAGGGAAUACUGGGAGAAACUCCCCAAAUACAGGUGUGCCAAGAUUGUAGUGUCAUAACCAAGAAGACUCAAGGCUGUAAUCGCUGCCAAAGGUGCUUCAACAAAGUACUGAGUAAAGGGUCUGAAUACUUAUGUAAAUGUGAUUUCUUUUUGCAACAAAAAAAUAAUCUGUAUUUGCUUUGUCAUUAUGGGGCAUUGUAUGUAGAUUGAUGGGAAAAAACAAAUGAAUCCAUUUUAGAAUAAGGCUGUAAUGUAACAAAAUGUGGGAAAAGUCAAGGAGUCUCCCUCCCCAUAUCCGCUGAAUGCACUGCAUCCAUUUGCGUUCUCUUAUACUCAUUGCAUUGCUUCAGUCCAAGGCAUUGAAGUUUGCCUUGUUCUGCAGCAUGGAACUCACCCAUCUUUCUCCCUCCUCCCUGUAGAGAUCGAUGCCCUCAAAGGUUGUUCCAAAAAAAUAUGAAGUAUAUUAUUUCAGCACUUAUUGAAAUGUUUGUAGAGCAGGUCUAUGACAUGUAAUUGUGGUCCUGGAGAGUCAGUGGCUGCUGUCUGACUUUUUAUUUUUGGGCUCCAAACCACCUGAUCUGUCUCCUCUAACGAACCAAUGAGGUUAUCUCAAAGGUCAGGGGGUUUAGAUAAGAAUAAGCAUGCUUGCAUUUCCUUAGGUUGAACAGAGGGUUAGAACUAAAAAGAGCUGGAGUUGUGUUCAUUUCUGUCAAAGCCAAUCGAACUGAGAUGUAGAGAUUUGUGGAGGGCACUGUAACACGUUACGCAGCCUGUGGUCCUCUGCCAAAACAAUGUGGGUGGAAGUAGUGAAAAUGUCAGAGGACUCUUAAUCAAAGAACAGUUUAACAAAAAAUAAACAGUGAUCCUUGUGAA